This is a messenger RNA of Seriola dumerili (greater amberjack), 6876 nucleotides long. RefSeq names its product girdin-like. Gene Ontology annotation, molecular function: dynein light intermediate chain binding; microtubule binding. Gene Ontology annotation, biological process: cytoplasmic microtubule organization; cytoskeleton-dependent intracellular transport. Gene Ontology annotation, cellular component: cytoplasm; centrosome. Lineage: Eukaryota; Metazoa; Chordata; Actinopteri; Carangiformes; Carangidae. The record is from RefSeq and is a predicted model, not a curated record. The coding region runs from base 1 to 6876 and encodes 2291 amino acids. The transcript is spliced from 38 exons.
AUGGAAAGUGGAGUUUUCCUGCCCAGUCUGGAUCAGUUCAUGCUGAGCCCACUUGUCACUUGGGUGAAGACAUUUGUCCCAAAUGAUGGAGGCAUGCAUUUGGACUUUUCUGAAUUGCUGGAUGGAGUCUUUUUGAAUGACAUAAUGACCCAAAUAAAUCCCUCAGCUACACCUAAGGGUGCAAACAAAGUGAGCAGGGAUCCAAGUCAGAGGAUGCAGAACCUCAACGUUCUUGUCCAGCAAAUCAAGACAUAUUAUCUGGAUAAUCUGAGACAAUUGAUCAUGAUUCCGUUGCCAAAUGUGUUGCUGCUUGGCAGGACUCCUUACUGUGAACAAAGUCUGGAAGAAAUUAAGAAGCUUUUGCUGUUACUGCUGGGAUGUGCAGUCCAGUGUGAGAAGAAAGAGGAGUACAUCGAGAGGAUCCAGACGCUUGACUUUGACACAAAAGCUGCAAUAGCUGCACAUAUUCAGGAGUUAACCCACAGUCAGGAGAAUGUGCUGGAUCUGCAGUGGUUGGAGUCCAGUGAGAUGAACCCAGAUGAGGUGGAGGCCUCAGCGAGGAACAUGGCCACACACCUCCGACACCUGUUGGACCAGAGGGACAACCAUCUGGAGACUAUAGCAGAGCUAAUGCAGGAAAAGGAGGGCGUAGUUAGCUUGCUCAAUAGCCCCUCCAGCCCACAGUCCGGAAGCUACUCUCCCAGCAUCCAGCAGCAGCAGCAGACCGGGUCCCAGCAACACCUGGCGGUGGAGUUGGCUGACUCCAAGGCCAAGAUCAGACGCCUCAGGCAAGAACUAGAGGAAAAGAGUGAGCAGAUGCUAGACUGCAGACAUGAGCUGGAGAACAUGGAGGCAGAGCUGAAGAGGAUCCAGCAAGAGAACUCCCAGCUGCUUGUGGACGCCCGCGCAGCCCGCACCUACCGAGACGAGCUGGACGCCCUGAGAGAGAGAGCCAUCAAGGCAGACAAGCUGGAGAGUGAAGUGGGACGUUACAGAGAGCAACUGCACAAGAUGGAGUUCUACAAGACCAAAGUGGAGGAGCUGAAGGAGGAUAACAGAGUGCUACAGGAGACCAAAGAGGUGUUGGAAGAUCAGUUGGAAGGCUGGAGGGCGCGCUCAGAUAAAGUCCACCAGCUGGAGAAGCACGGUCUGAUGCUGAAGGCACAGAUCCAUGACAUGGAACAGGAGCGGGAGGCUGAUCGGAGGCGUGUUGAGGAGUUGCAGGAGGAGAACCUGACGCUGUGUUUGGCUCAAAGGAGGAGCAUGGAGGAGUCUCAACUCCUGGGCUGGGAGUUAGAGCAGCUCUCCAAGACCACGGAGAACACCCAGGGUCCACAGACUCUGAGUGAGGAGGUGAGUGAGCGGACACGCAGUCGGAUGCUGAAGCUGGAGAAGGAGAACCAAAGUCUCCUGAGUACCAUAGAGGAACUCAGAGCAGUCUCUAUUAGCAACAGCACACAGCCCAAACACAGCCACCACCAUGAGCGUGAAAGUGUCUGCCAGGUGGUCAGCAGCAUCAACAACUGGACCUCAUCAACAGGCGAGCCCUCAGGGUUACAAACCUCCUGCUCAAAUACAGAAAACCACAGUAAUGCAUUCCCACUCAGUACAGUACCACAGCAGAUGCUGAAUGGAGAUUUAAACUCCCAUCGGCGACUGCACACAGAGGAGCCGAAGGGAGUCCAGAGUGAGAUCCUCCUCACAGACAAUCCAGACCUUCAUAUUCAAGAGAAAGGACAGCUAGAGGACGGAGACAAAAGCGAACAUCUCAAAGAACUAAUGUCGGAUCUGGAAGUUUUAGAAAACGCUCACAAUAGGCUCCAUUGUUUUGUUGGAUCAUGUGAUCACUCCCCUGGCUCGAACAGCAUCUUCACAGGUCUGCCAGCACGUUCCUCCUAUGCCAGCAAGCACACACAUCGGCUGGAGGCCAAGUGCAAGGCCCUGGACACGGUUAAUCAGCAUCUACAGGCUUCUCUUGACAACUCUGACCGGAAAAUUCAGCGUCUGGAGGCGGAGGUUCAGGAGCUGGAGGCAGAGAACCAGAGUCUGCAGGCCACUUUAGAGGAACUUCGGAUCGCCGCGAGACGCCUGGAGCAGCUGGAAACAGAGAAGCAGAGCCUGGAGCAAGAGACUACAGCGCUGGAGAGAGACAAGAGGCAGCUCGAGAAGGAGAAUCGACGACUCCGCCAGCAGGCUGAAAUCCAGGAUGCCAACUUAGACAGCAGUAAUGUCUGCAUGGCCGGCCUGGAGAGGGAGAUGCGUUUUCUAGUAAAGGAGGUGGAGGGGUUAAGAGAGACUGCUGAGAGAGUCAAAGGCUUGGAGAGAGACAACAGGGAACUGAGCAAGCAAGCUGCUAUCGACCAGAGGACUCUGGCCACCCUCAGAGAGGAGCUGGUGAGCGAGAAGCUGAAGAUGCAGCAGAGAGACAACGAACUGGAGAGGCUGACACAUGAGCUGGAGAUGAAGGUCCUGAGUCAGGAGAGUGCACAGCAGGCUGAACAAGAGACACCGGACGACAGCAGGUUCAAGAUGCUGGAGUCAGAGCUGGAGUCGUCUCUCAAAAAGUCUCUGCAAAUUAAAGAGGACAAGAUGGCCGCUCUGGAGGCUCGUCUACAGGAGUCCUCCACCCUGAACCAGCAGCUACGCCAGAACCUCAAGACUGUGAAGCUGAGCUACGAGGCUCUGCAGCAGAGGCAGGAGGAGGAGAGGACAGCAUCAAGCCCCACCCCUCCGACUGAGACUGGCAAAGCAAUGAGUGAAUGGCUGCGUGAAAGCCAGGAGGCCACCAAGGAACUGCUGAAGCUCAAAGACCGUCUCAUUGAAGUGGAGAGGAAUAAUGCGACACUGGAGGCAGAGCGCCAGGCUAUGCAGGCCCAGCUGAAGCAGUUAGAGAGUCAGUCUGACAGCCAGCAGGCUCAGAUCCUCGCCCUGCAAAGGCAGGCUGCCUCACUGCAGGAGAACAACACAGCCCUGCAGACACACAACGCUAACCUGCAGGUGGAGAAAUCUACGCUGAACUCGCAGAGCGCCUCGCUCAUGGCCCAGAAUGCUCAGUUGCAGCAGCAGCAGACGGGGACAGAAAGUGAGCGGGACAGCGCCUUGCGGGAACGUGAAGACCUGCGCAGUGUCCACGAGCAGCUAUUACGAGAUCACGAGCGGCUGGCAGCUCUGCAUGAGCGGCAAGCCAUGGAGUAUGAGGCCCUGAUGGGCAAACAUGGCUGUCUGAAAAACGCUCACCGCACACUGGAGCUGGAGCAUCGCACCCUGCAGGACAGAUACAAUAGCCUGCUGCAGCAGAGGGCCAAGCUAGACGACCUGGAGAAAGCCCUGAGGGAGGAGCAGAUGAGGAUGGCUCUGGAGAAAGAACAGCACAAGACAACGGCGGCUGAAUGUUGCAGGCUCCGUGAUGAGAAGGACUGGCUGAACCAGACUUACCAUCAGCUUCUUAACGACAACGAGACGCUGACAGCAGAUCACAAGCAACUCAAGAGCCAGCUGAAUGAGGCCAAGCUGGAACACACCUGGCUGGAAGCCGACUUCUCCAAACUCAAGAAGGAGUUUCAGCAGCUUGACAUCACCUCCACAAAACUCAACAACCAGUGUGAGCUGCUGAGCCAGUUGAAGGGAAACCUGGAGGAAGAGAAUCGCCACUUGCUCAGCCAGAUCGAGACCCUGAUGCUACAGAACCGAACGCUGUUGGAGCAGACUAUGGAGAGCAAGGAUCUGUUUCAUCUUGAAGAGCGGCAGUAUAUUGACAAGCUUAAUGAUUUGAGGAGGCAGAAGGAGAAGCUGGAGGAAAAGAUAAUGGACCAGUACAAGUUUUAUGAGCCCUUGCCUCUUCAUAAACGUGGAAACUGGAUAACUCUGAAACUGAAGAAGUUGAUGAAAUCCAGCAGCCGUGAGCAUGGACCGGAGCGAUCCUCCACACCCAAGCACUCAGGUGUUACUGAUCCACACCUCUCCUCUCACGACAACGGCUCCUUUCUCAGCUCAGAUGGCUCUGGAGGCUCAGCCUCCACCUCAGCAGGUGAUGCCAUCUCACCCCAGCGUAACAAUAUAACCACACUGAAAAUGUUUCCCCGUAUGAGGAACAGGCUGAAGGACAGAGACAAAGUCAAGUCCAUCUUUCGUCGAUCCAUGUACAGCACUGUAGUCUUCGGACAGAAGCUGGACACCCGGGGGACCCAAGGCAUGCUGAUAGCCGCAUCUGUUCUUACUUCUGCAGUGAUACAGAGGUGCUACAGGAGACAAAGAGGUAGUGUGGGAAGAUCAGUGGCAAAGGCUGCAGUACCCGGCGGCGGCCGAGAGGCCGACGACUCGGAAAUCGGUGCAGGUGCCAGGAGAUUCACGGCCGUGAUAAGCAUACUACUAACCACGCUGGAGUAUCCCAGCAUCUCAGGCACGACUUGUGUGCGUUCUGGAGGCGGGGUUCAGGAGCUGGAGGCAGAGAACCAGAGUCUGCAGGCCACUUUAGAGGAACUUUCGGGAUCGGCCGCGAGACGCCUGGAGCGCUGGAACAGAGAAGCACGAGCCGAACGCAAGAGGACUACCAGCGCUGGAGAGAGACAAGAGGCAGCUCACCGAGAAGGAGAAUCGACGACUCCCGCCAGCAGGCUGAAAUCCAGGAUGCCCAACUUUAGGACAGAGUUAUGUUGCAUGGCCGGCCUGGAGAGGGAGAUGCUGUUUUCUAGUUUAAAGGAGGUGGAGGGGUUAAGAGAGACUGCUGAAGAGAGUCAAAGGCUGGGAGAGCAGACAACAGAAUCGCCUCCCUCCGCGAGCAAGCAAGCUGCUAGUCCGACCAGAGAGACUCUGGCCACCCUCAGAGAGGUGGAGAAAUCUACGCUGAACUCGCCAAGGAGCGCCUCGCUCAUGGCCCAGAAUGCCUCAGUUGAGAACAGCAGGAGACGGGGACAGAGAAACGUGAGCGGACAGCCCUUGCGGGAACGUGAAGACCUGCGCCAGUGUCCACGCGAGCAGCUUUUCGAAUCACGAGCGGCUGCACUCUGCUAUGAGCGGAUACAAUCCUCCUCGCCCACGCAGAGGGCCCCCAAGCUAGCGUACGACCAUGUCUGGAACCAGACUUACCAUCAGCUUCUUAACGACAACGAGACGCUGACGGCAGAUCACAAGGUCAACUCAGAGCCAGCUGAAUUGAGGCCAGCUGGGAACCACACCUGGCUGGAAGCCGACUUCUCCAAACUUCAAGAAGGAGUUUCAGCAGCUUACAUCACCUCCACAAAACUCAACAACAUGCAGACGUGGAAACGGAUAACUCUGAAACUGAAGAAGUUGAUGAAAAUCCAGCAGCCAGUGAGCAUGGACCGGAGCGAUCCUUCCACACCAAGCACUCAGGUGUUACUGAUCCACACCUCUCCUCUCAUGACAACGGUUCCUUUCUCAGCUCAGAUGGGCUCUGGAGCUCAGCCUCCACCUCAGCAGGUGAUGCCAUCUCACCCCAGCGUAACAAUAGUGACCCUGGGCAGCUUGGCCUCUCCCUUGGCCCGGUGGGCAGACAGCUCAGAGCAGCUGGAAGGGUCAGAGGCUGAUGUGGAGGAGGACAGGAAGGACGCACUGACCUCAUCCCUCACCACCUCCAUCUUAUCCAUUCUCCACCUUCAUCAUCUCCCUACUCCACCAUCAGGCCGUCUCCACAUCGCUGCCACUGACACCACUGACACCACAGACAAUGUUCCGGAUGUUUCUGAGCUGUGGGUGACAGACAAGGAUUCAAAUGACAACACUGUGCCAUUUGGAUAUGAGGACAACAACGAGCUGCAAAAUCACGCUCUGAAUGGCAUCCAGAGUCGAGCCCACAGUGAGAGCAGCGGUGAGUUCAGCCUGAGUCUGGAGAAUGAGCCGUGGUCAAACGGCAGCAGCCCCAUCCAGCAGCCCCCAUCACGCCGUUCCUCCUCCUCCUACCAGCCACCCAGCGAUGCUUCCACCCCCCAACACAAGGUGAAAGCUUCUACCAUGCCCAAUACCAACAGGCAGAAUUCAGAUCUCCAGUCUUUACCAAAACAGAAAGAUCUAGGGCUCUCUCAGGAUUUCUGGCUCACAAGGGGGACAAAGAGCAUCCGAAGGGGGUCCCAAGGGAAAGUGGCACGUCGCUCAUCAGAUUCAGGGGGCACUGUCAAAAUAAAGCCAGGGCUCACUGGGAUGAAUUCUAAAUUGAGCUCAAGCAAAGCUGACACCACCCGAGCCUCAGCUUGUUCACCGAUUACAGUGUUGUAUGUUCAGGGGAAGUCGUCCUCGAUGUCUGGCUGCCUCAACUGCUUCUCCACCCCUCUGGGGAAAGAGGGGCGACUGAGAGAGCCUAGGUCUCCUAAUAGUCUCCCCCGUGCCAGCAGUGUCAUUUCUACAGCAGAGGGCUCAUCGCGGCGCUCCAGUGUCAACAGCGACUGCAGGGUAAAUCUCAAGACUGACUCUCUCCAAGCCCAGGCGUCAGAAGAUAGCAACAAUCAGGAGGAAACAGUGAGUAAGAAUAAACAACCAGACGCAGACACUAAAAACAGUGAGUCUGAGCCAGUUCCUCCAGUUAAACCUCCCAGAGACCCAGCAGUUGUUGUUCCUGCAGAUCGCCCCAAGUCCCUCGUGCAGGAGUCACUUUGCGGCUCCUCGUUCACUUUCAGCUCGGUCUUCUCAAACACGAUCUUCAGUGAUUCUGUGGUCACGACCAAGACAAGUCUAGAUGCACUUGACAACAACCAGAGCUUCCUCUGUCUGAAUCCAUCUCUGGUGCAAAACUGUCCAGCUGAGAGCCAGGAGUCCUCUCAUAACACAACACAGACACUGCUCAACAUGGAUAAUGAGCAGAGUCAAAAUGCAGAACAUGCAGCUGGGCUGGAAGAGAAGGACAAGCCGCUCACAAUUGCAUGA